Molecule: messenger RNA, 2596 nt
Organism: Drosophila elegans
Lineage: Eukaryota; Metazoa; Arthropoda; Insecta; Diptera; Drosophilidae
Product: alpha-(1,3)-fucosyltransferase C
Exons: 5
Coding region: 982-2208 (408 amino acids)
Cellular component (GO): membrane
Molecular function (GO): alpha-(1->3)-fucosyltransferase activity
Source: RefSeq, a predicted model, not a curated record
CACUUCGUUAUAAAUCAGCAUUGAUGUCUGCUUUGCCGGACUGUAAUCAAAUACUUUUGGCUUGAUACCAGUGAACAUAAUACGCCUUAAAUCUUUUGAGAAUUUUUAACAAAUUUAACCUUACGUACAAAGGCCAUCAAAAUGUUUAAAUAAUGUUUACAAAUGGUUAAACUUUUUUUUAUAGUUGUCUGCCUAUCGUCAAUUGUGCUACUGAUAAAAUAAUUUGAGGAGUUUCAUGUUGAUAUUUCUUUCGCUGGAGUUUCACGACAGGAAAACACGAAAGUGCCUUGUUGUGUUGUCCUUGUUUCUAAUGUCAAUUGCCCGGCUAAUUGAAAGCUAAUCACACUCCGAUGUGACGCCGACGCCUAACUUGGCGUCCAACUUGGUGCCCCCAAAGUGGGCCAGACCAUAAGGACAUCAUCAUAUCGCCGGCGACCCAAAAGGGGCAGGCAGUGCAUUAGAAUAAUUGCCAGAGAUUGCUCUGUUCCACUGCAAUUACGUGGCGAAAGUCUGGAGGCCGGGAAACAGCGAAACACCUGUCCGUGUUUCCACAGGUGAAAUGCCGAAUCGCCACCCCCCAAUUUCCCACUUUCCCACCUUCGCCGCCCUUCAUUUUCCGCAUUUCCCAUCGACUGAGUAACAGACCCAUGUAGUUGGCUCUCGCUUGUCGCCGGAACAUGAAGCAAUUGGUGGAUCUCGUGAGGACCUGCUUGGUCUAUGGAUUCGUGGUGGUGUUCAGCCUGCUCACCCGGCUCCUCAAGCGCUGCCUGGACUUCAGUCACUCGCUGGCCGUCUGAGGAGCAGCAGGAGAAGGUGGAGUCACUAAUCUGGCCCAAUGUUUAUUCGGCCAAGUAGGAGUGUGAGUUCUGAGUGAGGUGUGCCUCCUUUUCAGUCCUUUUAUUAUGGAACAUAGAAAUCAUAGGCAGAGUCCACUGUAGCUGCGGAGUAGUUGGCGUUUGUUAUCUGGCCCAAGUUGUGCACAUGUCGAUGGCAGUUCGAUCUGGUCGGUUGUGGGCUUGUAAGCAGCACGGCGCUUUGGUGCUGCUACUCCUAAUCUUGGCCGCCAUCCUGGUGAUCCUGCACAGGGUGCUCCAGUCACCGCUCCUCAAUCAGUACGCGAUCCUGCAGGAUCACCUGGAGCGCCGGCAGAGCGCCCCGAACACCCGAUCCAUCCGAUCCACCCGCACCAUUCUGCUAUGGAGCGAUUUCUUUGGUGAUCCGCGUUGGAAGCUCUCCUGGGACACUCUCGGUCCGCAGCAGUUGCUCGACGAGCUCCAUUGCCCGGUGUACCAGUGCAAAUUGAGCAACCAGCACGACUUCCUGCCCGCCGUGGAGCUGUACGAUGCCAUCGUCUUCCAUGCGGCGGAGAUGUUCCCGCUGCUGCGACCAGUUCCCCAUCAGCGGAGUGCCCACCAGGUCUACGUCUUCGCUUUGAUGGAGCCGCCCGGCGAGACCAAGCACCGGCUGGACGAUGAGUCCGGCUUCUACAACCUCACCAUGACCUACCGCCUGGACUCGGACGUGGUCUGGCCCUACGGCCAGCUACUGGACAUCGAAACGGACGCCCUGGUGGCGCCCAGUGUGCGGCCCCACUGGCGCAGACCACCAGCCGCGUUCAACGACUCGGCAAUCUGGAAUCUCUGGGCCGGGAAGACGAAGAUGGUCGCCUGGUUCGUCUCCCACUGUGAAACGCUUUCCAAGAGGGAGAUCCUGGCCAAAAGGCUGCAGGAGUUCGUCGAGGUGGACAUCUACGGGAAGUGCGGAACCCUCAGCUGCGAACGUGGUGAUCCGCGGUGCGAAUCGAUGCUGGACACGGACUACCUGUUCUACCUGGCCUUCGAGAACUCGCUGUGCGAGGAUUACGUGACGGAGAAGCUCUUCAAUAUCCUGCACCGGAACAUCAUACCCGUGGUCUUCGGCGGAGCGGACUACUCGCGCAUCCUGCCGCCGCACUCGUACAUCGAUGCCAACCGCUUCGAGACGGUGGCGGAUCUGGCCCGACACCUGAGCUACGUGGCCGGCAAUCCGAAGGAGUACGUCGGGUACUUCUGGUGGCGACGCCACUACCGCCUGGCCUCCAGUUCGCCCUUCUGCGACCUCUGCGCCCGGCUCCAUGCCCCCGGAUUUGGCCACAAGACGCAGGUCUACGGGGACAUACAGUCCUGGUGGUUCAACAGUUGUCGCAUGGAAAGCCAGAUUGGUUUGUAAUUCGAAGGGGCAGCUCAAAUAAAGACUGUUUUCGGGAAGCUACCUACCUACCUUUUUUAUUAUCUAAAAAUAUAUUUAUAUUUGAAUUUUUUUAAAUUAAAUAUUUUAAAUAAUUAUCUUAAUAACUAUAAGCUAAGUAAAUGCACUUUCUUUGAUUUGGUUUUAAUUAAAGAAUUCAUAAAAAUAUAUAUUCUUAAGCAAAGUACCUGAUAAUCGAAACUUUGAUAAUUAUAAAUUAUUAUUAAGACUACAUUUUGAUGCAAUAAAUAGGCUUGAAAAAUUUUAAAAAUGUUGGCUUAGUAGUUUUUAAGUUAUUUUUUUGGUCACCAUUGCUUUAUUCAUAGUUACUAUACAAAAUAUGCAAAAUAAAAAUGUUGUAAAAUUUAAA